Cercopithifilaria johnstoni is the source of this 159-nucleotide messenger RNA. The record is from the annotation of a GenBank genome assembly. NCBI's taxonomy places the organism in Eukaryota, Metazoa, Nematoda, Chromadorea, Rhabditida, Onchocercidae.
AAUCCGCUUCCAGUAUCAUUGAGGAAACUUCCCGAUGAAAUAUUCGAAGUGGAGUUUACACCACGAACAGAAGGUGUUCAUAAUAUAUCAAUACUAGUAGGCGAUGAACACAUUCGAGGAAGUCCUAUAAUACUGUUAUUAUUAUUAUUGUUAAAAUAA